This is a messenger RNA of Rubroshorea leprosula, 1555 nucleotides long. NCBI's taxonomy places the organism in Eukaryota, Viridiplantae, Streptophyta, Magnoliopsida, Malvales, Dipterocarpaceae. The record is from the annotation of a GenBank genome assembly.
CCACCAUCCAAACACCCCUUACUCCUCUCUCUCUCCUUUUUCUCUCAAACCUCCCAAAUCGCUGAGAGACUCUCCUCUCCUCCGAUCCCUUCUUCGUCUUGGUUUAUGAGCUCGAAGGAGAAACCCACUCUUGGUGGUACGCGGAUUAAGACCCGCAAACGGAAUAUUGCUGCUCCCCUGGACCCUGCAGCAUUUGCUGAUGCAGUGGUCCAGAUUUAUCUGGAUAAUGCUGGUGAUCUGGAACUUGUUUGCAAGAACCUUGAGUCUUCAGACCUUAACUUCUCACGCUACGGUGACACUUUCUUUGAGGUUGUUUUCACUGGAGGCCGUACACAACCAGGCACAACCAAACCUGAUGAGGGGGAGCGCCACCCUUACUCUAUAAUAGACUGUGAGCCUAAGCGUGAAGUCAUUCUGCCAUCUGUGAUCUACAUACAGAAAAUUUUACGUCGGAAGCCUUUCCUCAUAAAGAACCUUGAAAAUGUUAUGCAAAGAUUCUUGCAGUCAUUGGAGCUUUUUGAGGAAAAUGAAAGGAAGAAGCUUGCAAUUUUCACAGCACUUGCUUUCUCCCAGAAACUUUCAGGGCUGCCACCAGAGACUGUGUUCCAGCCCUUGCUCAAGGAUAAUCUUGUUGCCAAGGGGCUAGUCCUUUCAUUCAUAACAGACUUCUUCAAGGAGUACCUGGUUGAUAAUAGCCUGGAGGAUUUAAUCGCAAUUCUGAAGCGAGGUAAAAUGGAAGACAAUCUCCUGGACUUCUUUCCAUCUGCAAAGAGAUCUGCUGAGGGUUUUUCCGAGCAUUUCACCAAGGAAGGGCUGACGCCCCUGGUUGAAUACAAUGAGAAAAAAUUAUUUGAGGUGAAACUGAAGGAAAUGAAAUCUGCUGUAACAACCCAGAUAUCUGAGAACACUGAUAUAUCUGAGGUCAUAGAAACUGUGAAGCAACAUGUUAAAGAUGCUAAAUUACCUGAUAUUGAAGUUGUGAGGAUGCUUUGGGAUGUAAUAAUGGAUGCUGUUCAGUGGUCUGGGAAGAACCAGCAGCAGAAUGCUAAUGCGGCUCUGCGCCAGGUCAAAUCAUGGGCAGAACUUUUAAAUACCUUUUGUACCAGUGGAAAACUAGAGCUGGAACUCAUAUACAAAGUUCAGAUGCAAUGCUAUGAGGAUGCCAAGCUGAUGAAGCUGUUCCCUGAGAUCAUAAGGUCUCUCUAUCAGAAGGAUGUGCUUGCAGAAGACACCAUUCUUCUCUGGUUCCGCAAAGGAACGAACCCUAAGGGCAGGCAAACAUUUGUCAAGGCCCUGGAACCCUUUGUGAACUGGCUGGAAGAAGCAGAAGAGGAGGAAUAAGUUGGACCUUGUUGCCCUGGUUUUAUUUGCUUGUAUCAAUUGUUGAGGUGUCCUUUGGCAUAAGAUAUCUGAAGAUGUUUGACAUUUGGUGUGACAUUGUGAUGUGAACAAAUCAUUGGUGGGAUUUUCACCUGCAAUAAUCAGUCACUUUAUGCUAUCAUGUGCAUGUUUCUUUUAGCUGUCUUUUUAUUUAGUAUAAAAAUUUAUGUUUAAA